AUGACAACAUCAAGUGUUGCUGAAAUAAAACCUAGUCAUGUUAUUAUUUGGCUAGAUAAAAACAUGGGUGUUAGUCAAAACAAUCGAACUAGUAAAAAAGAUCUUGCCAGUAAUGCUAACGUAGAUUGUAUACCAUCAAAUGAACGUUCUUAUGAUAUUAACAAUUUAAUUCGAUUUGAUGAUCCAAAUAUGAAUGACGAACAAUGGAAUAGUUUAAUUCAAAAUGUAUUACAAAUGUUUACAGAUGAAGAAAGCUGUAUAAAGUUUAUUGAUGAUAAUCUAAUAGCAAAUAAACAACCGUUUUUAAUUGUAUCUGGACAAAUGGGUGUCACUUUUAUGCCUCGAAUACAUACAAAAUUAUCUGGUUAUAUUUAUGUCUUCUGUGGUCAAAGACAUUUACAUGAAUGGACCGAUGAAUAUUUAAAGCAUAUUGAAGUAUAUGACGAUGAAUCAGGUGUCUUUGCAAAAGUAUUGGCAGAUAUUGGCAUAUAUCACUUUAGAAAAAGUGAAGAGACAUUGAAUAAAACAAAUGCAAUUAAGUAUCUUGAAUGGGCUCGACGAUUAUUUAUGCGUGCUAUUCAACUUGAUCAUAUCAAAAGAACAGAUUAUCUCAAUAUGAUAGAUAAGGCAUUAACUGAAUUGAAAGCAUCACAAUUAAAUGAUGAUAAUGAUGAUCAAGCAGAAAAAAUAGGACAUGAUGCUGAUGAAGGUUAA
Messenger RNA from Rotaria sp. Silwood1, 714 nucleotides. The record is from the annotation of a GenBank genome assembly. Lineage: Eukaryota; Metazoa; Rotifera; Eurotatoria; Philodinida; Philodinidae.